AUGUGAUAUACUACACGUGCACAUAUGCACACUUAGCUUAUGCAAAUUUAUGUGUUUACAAAUACUUUUUUGUACUAUAUGGCUUAAAAAUAUAAGAUGCCUAGUUCAUGUGGUACUUAACCAAAGAAACAGGAAGCUGUUUAAAACCUGGAGGAGAAACUGGGUGCACGUAUUGUAACGCAGUAUAGUGUACACAAAACCAUACUUUAAGAGUAAUAUAGAGGUUUUUUUAAAAGGUUAUUUUGACUACACACAAUUUUCAUCUUUGCUGAUUUUAAUAUAAACCUUUUGUAAGAUGCAACCCAAGGAUAAUUUCAAAUAGCAGACUGCCCAGUUGACCAGAAUUUGUUAGAUUGCUAUUACAAUGUUGGUUGUAUUUUAUAGCAGUUACUGUCAUAAGGUUAUACUUUGGGCAGUGGCUCAUGCCUGUAAUCCCAGCACUGAGGCCAAGGUGGGAGGAUCACUUGAGGCCAGGAGAUCAGGACAUAGUGAGACCUUCAUCUCUACAAAAAAUUUAAAAAUCGAAACAGAAAGAUCACUUGAGCCCAGAAGUUCAAGGCUGCAGUAAUCUAUGAUCAUGCCACUGCACUCCAGCCUGGACAACAGAACGAGACCUAUCUCUUAAAAAAAUAAAAGUUGUAUUUCAUCCUACACCCUGUAAUUUCUGCUGUAUAAUCUUGGCAGCCCCGUUCUGGUUUUACAUGAGGUGUUAACCAUUAUACAGAAAAUGUUAUUGCCAUAUAAACAUACCAGAAUUUGUACAGUUAAAUGAGCUAUAUCCUCUCUUCCACAAUCUAUAGGAAAAAAGUAAUCCUCUUGGAAAGCUAGAAACACCAUCCCAUUGCUCAAAAAAUUUUUGGCAUUGAAUUUUUGUAAUUACUUUCAGAAUUUGCUGCACGUUUUUUGAAUAUUUUUAAUGAUAGUUAAUUCUCAUCUUCUUAAGUUGAAUUUCAUUUCUGCAAGCUGCUAACAGGUCUUUAUAACCGAGACAAGUGAAUUAAGUGGGUGUUAAAGUCACUGGGAUAAAAAAAUGAAGUAUGAUUAUUUUCAUAUUUUUAGAUUUUUUAUAGUGUGUGGUUUGUAGAAAGACUCCAGGAAUAUUCUGUGCUGUGGUGGAAAUAUUGGAAUAAUCAGCCUCAUAAGGUGAUUUCUUUGGUGGGGAUAGCUGUUAGUUCAAUGUGUACCUCUAACACAUGUAUUAUGAGGUCAGUCUCAUUACAUGGUCAUAUUUCUAUUCCUUGACAACCACAGAAGUACAUAUGUUACUUUAUUUUCUAGUUAUCUUACCUGUCACUAAUUGUUCUUUUAAUAUAUACUUGUGUUAAUUUUAAUGGAGUUCAUUCUUUUCUAAAUGAUAUACUGAGAGCUUUUGUUUUCCUUCCCAAUACCAUGCUCUGCUUUGCCGUGAAACUUAUUUGUUUUAUUCACUUAACUACAUUAUUGGAUUGCUAGUUAAGUUUUCUAUUGGUUAUAUUGUAUCUUUAACUUUGAGGGGAAAGCCACUCCCGUUUUACUAAGGUAUAAAGAGGCUGCAGUCUUAGUGGAUUAUCUCUCAAUUUUGCAUUGCUCUCUUUUUUAUGUCAUUUGUUACUUUAUAACUGUCUUCGUGUAAAUUGAUCUUUUAUAAUUUAUAUCAUUAUUCAGAAUCCUUUGCCUACAGGGUGAGUCAUCCUGGUAAUCCCAUUCAGUUUUCUAUUCAUUUCUCCUUUUUUCCAGCAUAAAACUCUUUUUUGUAUACCUUUUAAGCCACACUUAUUUACUGAACAUACCAUCUUCUUUCUUAAAGCCAGAGUUUUGCCCUUACCAUAUUACUUGCCUGACAUCCCUUUUUCUUUCAUUCUUUCCGUUCAAAUACAAUGAAUCCUUCAGAAUGCUAUCAGAUCACAUCUGUUCAAGAUAAAGUGAAGCACUUGCCUUACUGAUCUCCCUGCAUCUUUCCACUUUUAUUGCAGUUAUUUAUGUUGUUCAUUUGAUACCAAAUACUACUUUGAAAUUUUCUUACUUAUUAUAUGUUUUAGAUAUUUUAGUUCUACACAUAGAUUAUAAUCUUCUGAAGGACAGGACCAUGAUUUUUCUAUGUAUCCCUUUCAGCACAACAUACAACAUAAUUCAGAAUAGAUGUUCAUAUAAUUAUUUCAUAGGCAUUCAGUAAAUUAUUUGUUAAAUUAAUGUUCUACCAUCUUCACUCAGGUAUUUCAUGUGAUUUUGCCUUUGUGGACCAUUAAAUAAAGCCAAAUAAAUAUAAUUUGUACCAUAAAUGCAUUCAUUGCUCUAAUCUGGUUAUCACUGUUAUAUUCCUAACAACUUUAUUUUGUAGAAGCUUAAGUGAAAAUGAUACGUGUUAGAAGACAUGAAACAAGGAAAAAUUCUAAAAGUCACAUGCCUGAGCAGAAAUCUCGAGUUGAUUGGAGGCGAACUAAAAGAAUUAGUAUCUCACAAUUAUUUGAUAGUGAUGAAGAGCUUGAUAGUGAAGAAUUUGACAGUGAAGAGCUUGAUAGUGGUGAAAGUGUUGAUAAUUACGAAAGUUUUGAAAAUGAUGAAGAGCUUGAUAGUAACAAGGGACUUGAUUGUAAUAAAACACCAGGAAGUGAAAGAGAGCUUAACUUAAGUAAAAUUGAAAGUGAAGGAAACAACAGUAAGUGUCUCGUUAACACUGGCAACAGUUCAACAUAUGAAGAAGAAACGAACAAAACCAAACAUAGGAAUAUUGAUUUACAAGAUCAGGACAAUCAUGUAAGUCAAGAGGAUAAAGAUCUCAACAAACAAACUGGACAAAUAAUAGAGGAUGAUUUAGAAGAAGAACACAUCAAGCGAGGAAGAAGAAAAAGGCUGUCCUCUGUGAUGUGUGACAGUGAUGAGAGUGAUGACAGCGAUAUCCUAGUUAGAAAAGUAGGUGUUAAACGUCCACGUAGAGUGGUUGAAGAUGAAGGUUCUUCAGUGGAAAUGGAGCCAAAAACUCCUGAAAAAACAUUAGCUGCACGAAAGCGAGAACAACUUCAGAAGCUCAAAGAACUCUCAAAACAAAGAUCUCGUCUGAGACGCAAUAGUGGUAGAGAUUUUGAGGGCUCUGAAAAGAAAUCCUGCCCAAGCAGUGAUGAAGAUGAUGAGGAGGAAGAAGAGGAUGAUUAUGAACCUGAUGAAGAUGGAGAUGAUAAUAGUAUCGAUGACUUUGUAGUGCAAGAUGAGGAGGGUGAUGAAGAGAAUAAAAACCAACAAGGAGAAAAAUUAACUACAUCACAACUGAAAUUAGUAAAACAGAAUUCUCUUUAUUCUUUUAGUGACCACUAUACUCAUUUUGAAACAGUUGUGAAGGCUCUUCUGAUCAAUGCUUUAGAUGAAUCUUUUCUGGGAACAUUAUAUGAUGGCACAAGGCAAAAAUCAUAUGCAAAAGAUAUGCUAACAUCUCUUCAUUAUUUGGAUAACCGCUUUGUUCAGCCUCGUCUAGAGAGUUUAGUAUCUAGAAGUCGUUGGAAAGAGCAAUAUAAGGAGCGGGUGGAAAAUUAUUGUAAUGUAAGUAUUCGUUUGAAGAAUCCUGAAAACUGUUCCUGCCAGGCUUGUGGACUGCAUCGCUACUGUAAAUAUUCAGUGCAUUUAUCAGGACAGUUGUAUAACACCAGGACCAUGAAAAUAGAUAAUUUCAUGUCCCAUGAUAAGCAGGUGUUCACUGUUGGCAGAAUUUGUGCAGACCGUACCAGAAUUUAUCAUAAACUGAAACAUUUUAAAUUCAAACUAUACCAGGAAUGUUGCUCUCUUGCAAAGAGAGAAGUUAAAGAUGAACAAGUUAAAGAAACAGUGGAAAGAAUUUUCAAGCAGUCAAAAGAAAGAGGCUGGAUUAAGAAGAAAUAUGGUCAACUUGAAGAAUAUCUCAAUUCUGCGGAUUACUUUCAAGGAGAGAAGUUUGACUGAAUUGUAACACAUUUCCAUCAGAGAAGAUUUUUUAAAUUCCUGUAAAUGUGAAGAUCAUGAUUCUUGUUUUUCUGUAUCAUGUGAUGUAUUUAUACAUUUUAUCUAUAUCUUUGUGGCAAAAUAUUUUGUUUAAAACAUAAUUAUCUUAAUUCCUGUGAAAUGGCACUCUACACUCUAAUUAAACUUUUAUCUGAUGUACAUAAAAGCAUUGUCUUAAUUUUUAAGUCUGUAAAUAUGUUUUAAAGUUACGUAAUAAUGGCUUUGUAACAGAUGACUAUCAAGUGAAUGAGCUGUUCAUAUUCUGUCAGGUUAGUCAAAAUAUAUUGUAUUUUAAAAAUGUAUUUAGACUAACAUCUACAUGUACUUUUACUGAAUUCCUGUCCUUUUACAGUAUUAAAUGAUUUUCAUUGAUACAUUUUUUACUGCUAUCAUCUAAAUCAGUGGACUGUGGAAGAAACCUCAAUAUAUCAUUCACUUCAGUCCCCUUGCUUCAGAAUAAGAUCAUAGCAUAUCUAUUCGAAGUAGAGGAAUGCUUUUUUCCUUUUCUUGAAAGUUUCUCUUUCAAAUAGAUUUCAGGCCUCCAGAGUCUUUCAACCCUCACAUUCAGGAAUAAUUUUAUAUACAUUUUCAUGCUUUAUAAUGUUCUUACUUUUUUAUUCAAUUUUGUCUAUAUGUGGAUGAUUAAGAUGUAUUUUAUUUGUUUUUAUCCAUAGCUUUUUCCAUAUAAAUAUAUAUCGUAGGGUCAGAAUUGCUAAAAGAGACAAACUCAGCCAGAAGCACUUGGAAAGCAUAUUUUGGUAUCUGCAUUGCUUUGCACAUCUAAAUUUUCCCAUAAAGUAAUCAAGUAAAAUGGUUGCAGAGUGAACAAA
Rhinopithecus roxellana (golden snub-nosed monkey) is the source of this 4775-nucleotide messenger RNA. It is a transcript of the gene CCDC82, whose product is annotated as coiled-coil domain containing 82. The coding region runs from base 2332 to 3906 and encodes 524 amino acids. The transcript has 7 exons. Gene Ontology annotation, cellular component: nucleus. NCBI's taxonomy places the organism in Eukaryota, Metazoa, Chordata, Mammalia, Primates, Cercopithecidae. The record is from RefSeq and is a predicted model, not a curated record.